Saccostrea cuccullata (small rock oyster) is the source of this 2725-nucleotide messenger RNA. Its product is annotated as lysosomal Pro-X carboxypeptidase-like. Gene Ontology annotation, biological process: negative regulation of systemic arterial blood pressure; proteolysis; angiogenesis involved in wound healing. Gene Ontology annotation, molecular function: serine-type endopeptidase inhibitor activity; serine-type exopeptidase activity; dipeptidyl-peptidase activity. The record is from RefSeq and is a predicted model, not a curated record. The transcript has 15 exons. Lineage: Eukaryota; Metazoa; Mollusca; Bivalvia; Ostreida; Ostreidae.
AUCACAUGAUCGGGCGAUGGCGGCUUACAUCAAACAUUGUCCUGUUGUUGUUCUUAUUUGUUGUGCAUGUGUUGUCAACUGUAUACUUAUAAAGACGAACAACAUUCAGAAGGAGGUUUUUAGAUCAUACAAAGGGGACUAUAACUACAAAACAAAGUACUUCACGCAAAAGGUUGAUCAUUUUGGUUUUGUAAACAAAGACACAUACCAGCAAAGAUACCUUAUAGCAGACCAAUUUUGGGACAAAAAUGGAGGACCAAUUUUCUUCUACACAGGGAAUGAGGGGGACAUUACAUUGUUCUGCAAUAAUACAGGUUUUAUGUGGGACAUUGCACCAGAAUUUAAAGCCAUUAUCAUAUUUGCUGAGCACAGAUAUUAUGGUACAUCUAUUCCUUAUGGACCAUCUGCUUUUAAGGACCCAGCCAAAAUGAACUAUCUGACUUCAGAGCAGGCCCUGGCAGAUUAUGCUGUUCUCAUCCAGCACCUUAAGUCUACCAUACCAGGGUCCGCAAACAGCAAAGUGAUAGCAUUCGGAGGAUCCUAUGGGGGGAUGCUAGCAGCAUGGUUUAGAAUGAAGUAUCCUAAUGUUGUUCAAGGGUCUAUAGCUGCCUCAGCCCCUAUUUGGACCUUCUUGGCAGAUGCUGAUUGUGACGCCUUUGAUUACACGGUCACUGAAACCUUCAGGAAAUCUUCUCAAGCUUGUGUAGACAAUUUCAGAGCUUUAUGGAAAACACUGGACACCUCAGCUUCACAAACUGCUGGUCUCUCCAAACUAACAGAGAUGUUUCACCUGUGUAGACCUCUGAAGAGUGUGGAUGAAGUGGGGGCUCUGAAGGGUUGGAUUCAGUCCGCCCUUGUAUAUCUGGCCAUGGUGGAUAUCCCUCCGCCCUCCAGCUUUCUGGCUCCCCUACCAGCAUGGCCUGUCACGGCAGCCUGCCAUCCUAUGUCUACUCCACUGAGUGGGGACAAUUUGAUCCGGGGUGCAGUGAAAGCUAUGAAUGUUUACUUUAACUAUACAGGGACCACACCUUGUUUUGAUAUCACAGGUCAAGCCACUCCUAAUCUCGGAACCUCAGGGUGGGACUACCAGUCCUGCACAGAAAUGGUGGCCCCAAGUUGCUCUAAUGGUAAGACGGACAUGUUUGAGAAAUCUGCCUGGGACUUCAAUGCGUACACCAAGGGUUGUCUCAAAAACUGGAAAGUAAAGCCAGACAUUAACUGGUUGGAAACACAAUACUGGGGCAGAAACUUGUCUUCUACAUCCAAUAUCAUAUUUAGCAAUGGUCUGUUGGAUCCCUGGUCCUCCGGAGGAGUUCUAAAAUCUCAGUCUGAAUCUGUUGUUGCCAUAGUGAUCCCUAACGGAGCUCAUCAUCUCGAUCUGCGAGGUUCAAAUAAAGCUGACACUCCAGACGUUAUCUCGUUGUAUCUUUUAUAGUUUUGGACAUAUGCUCUAACCUGCACUUUGGGCUGGGUUGAUUCCUAUUCCAUCGUUCGUAAUAAUUGCACUGGUAGCAGGGGGACCCUCGCUUUUGAAACAAAGAAAUUAUCUCAACCUCUCAAACAAGACAUUUUAACACUGAAGGAGCCCGUGAGAGAAUCUAGUGAAACCAGAAUAAGACAUGCGGAUGAAGAGGAGGAUGAAUUUGACAUAAAAUGUGGCGAUCUCCCCACUGUCCACUGUGGUCACUACACGGGCACGGGCCACGAGAUGGGACAAACAUGGCACUUACAAUGUGACCCCGGAUGUCACUUAGUGGGAUCAGGGGAAGUAACCUGUCUGGGUGUUCCGGACCCCUUUCACCACGUGGCAAUAUGGGAUCAUAUGCAAGGAAUGUCAAAAUGCGAAAAAAAUCCAAUUGACACAAGAGGAGAUCCCCAGUAUCUGGUGAGCUCUGGAGGCGUCAAGGAAACACCAGCGUUGGAAACAGAAUCAGAAGACAGUGUCUGCUUACAACCGAAGAAAACGGGUCCCUGCAAGGCAAGAAUGGAACGAUAUUACUACAAUAACAAAAACAAGCAGUGCGAAAAGUUCAUCUAUGGCGGAUGUCAGCGAAAUGACAACAAUUUCAAAACUUUGGAGGAGUGCGAAGAUAAAUGUAAAAACUGAAAACUGCGAUCUGGAUUAUUAAAAAUGUUCUCUCUCACUGUAUCUUUUCAUUUGAAAAUUGCAGCAUUUUGAACUUUUGAAGAAAAAAAUCCCUUAAAUGGGGUGAGGAUUUUCAUUUGUCGAGGGAGAAACAUUUCAACAAACAUUCUGAUAAAAUGUGAUAUUUCCCUUUAAUUCCUUAACAUAAAAAAAGCUUAAUUUUGAACUUUUUGUUUUCUAUUUUAAAAAAUACAUACCUAUUUAUCUUAUCACAAAAAGUGUAUAAGACUGAGGCAAUCCUAGCAAUGCAUUAUUUUUAAAUUGUUAUUUGAACUAGAACUUUCUACAAAAUUACAAAUACUAGUAUCAAGGAGGUAAUUUAUGUCAAUUUGGAAGUAAUUUUUCGUAUAUUGUAUGGACUUUUUCAUUCCGCAAAUGUAGAAGUUGUUCGACAUUCACGCAAGCGCACGACCUCUUUCCUGGCAUUUCCUGUUGUCUUCUUGCACCUUUUUAGCGGACGACAACACACAGCGAAUAGUCAGUAAAUGACUUCCACUGUGUGGACUUAUUUUAUUGUUUCAUAGUUUAUGUUGUUGAAGACUUUGUUAUGUAACUUAUAAAAUAAAUAUUGACACCUAA